AUGGCUUCCGCUACAACAACUGCACCUAAUACAUGUACAACAUCGGGUUGUAAGAACAUUUCUAAUGCUCUCUGUUUACACUGUAAUAAAUUUGUCUGCACAAAACAUUAUCUUGAGCAUGUGAAAUCGACAAAUGAUGAACUUGCACAUUUAUCGGAUCAAUUAAAUUCAAUAGUUUAUAGACUCAAUCAAUUUAAUAUUACUAGCCUUGCUAAACACGCAACAGAACAGCUUGAGCGAUGGCGCGAAGAAAGUCAUCGUAUGAUCGAUAAACUAUGUGAUGAAAAGAAAGCAUCAUUAGAAACAAUUAUUCAACUAAAAUUGAAAGAGGAAACAGCAGUUGGAAAACAAUUAUGUGAAUCCGUACGGCAACUGAUUGAUCAAGGUGAUGCUUCGCAUCAUCAAGUAGAACAAUUAAAAAAACCAAUUAAAGCAUUUAAUGAUCGCUGUGCAACUCUUGAAAAACCUGAUUUUUUUCACGUUGAUAUGAAACCACUUGAAAUCAAUACACAUUCAAUUUCAAUCAAAGCAAAAUGUUUUACAUUCUUUACUGGUGGUGGUUCGCUUCUUCGUCUUGAAAAUCAAAUGCAACUCAGCAAAUGGGUUGGUAAUCAAGAACAAAAAUGGCGUCUGAUCUACAAAGGUAAACGUGAUGGAUUCAAAGCCGAAGACUUUCAUCGUUGUUCGGAUAAUCAAGGACCGACUCUAACCAUUAUUCAAGCGAAAGAAGGUGGAUGGUUAUUUGGAGGAUAUACUUCAAAAGAUUGGAGUUCAGUAAUGGGCUAUGUAGAGGAUCCGACUACGCCAUUUAUUUUUACACUGACGAAUCCGCAUAAUAUUCCGCCUACCAAGUAUAAUAUUAGAUCAACGAAAGUUUUACACGCUGUUGCACAUAGUCCUACUCACGGUCCGACGUUUGGUGGUGGGUUCGAUUUACAUGUGUGUAAUGAAAGUCAAUCUACAAAUAACAGUUAUUCUAAAUUUCCCACUUCAUAUGAUGACACAACUGGAAAAGGAGAAUUAACUUUCACUGGCAGCAGUCACUUUGAAAUAUCUGAUAUAGAAGUUUAUCGGUCAGCAUGA
Messenger RNA from Rotaria sordida, 1083 nucleotides. The record is from the annotation of a GenBank genome assembly. Lineage: Eukaryota; Metazoa; Rotifera; Eurotatoria; Philodinida; Philodinidae.